AUGUCGGCCAACACCAUACGCGACUAUCUCUCGCUCCCUUCCUCAGCCCGCGUCGACUCUCCCGACCAGGUCCAGCAGUGGCUCCAGGCACUCGCUUCCGGUGGAAUCUCCGCGCUCGGCUCCGUCAGCGACUCCAUACGCUCCAAGCUCACCACUGCCAUCCUCAAUGACAUUGGCGCCGCAUCAGGCAAGCGCGAGGGCGACUACCUCCUCAACGUCCGAUCCAACGUGCGCUGGAACGCCAACACUCGUCUGUCGGCGCUCAAGGUGCUUAAGGAGCUCAGUCGACUUCCUGGUGGAAGUGCUCCGCUCGGCAAACCAGAGGCGCUGCGCAUUCUUCUCCGGCAGGUCGACUUCCCCAAGCAGCGCGUUCGUCGCUUCUCCUCUCCUACCUCGAAGCCAGCCGCACUCAAUGGCAUCUGCAGCCACAGCGUCACAGCUGAUGCCACCAGCUCCAACUCUGUUCCGGUUGCUUCUACCUCGAGCGCCUCCGCUUCUGGCUACUCGUUAGGCUCGAUCGCCAAGACGCUGCGUCGGGCGGUCAGUCGGCGUGGGUCCCAACAAUCCGAACGAAAUGUCAAGGACAAGGACACGUCGCCCUCGUCAGACAGCACCGCAGAAGAGUACGACAUGAGUGACGAUCCAGAUUGGCCGAUCACCGACAUGGCCCUGCGCUGUCUCAACAACGCACUCUUCCUCAACGAGGAUGCACGGCUCCCCUUUUCCGCCGAAGACGUCGGCGGAGGGCACGUAGCCGUUGCCCUCCUUGCCCGCCCCGAGGACACGCCCACCGACAUUCUCUUUCUCGGCGCACGUCUGCUCUUCUUCAGCACCUUAUUCGAGUCGCCCUUCAACAAGAUCGCCGUCACCACACUCAAUGCCGUCCGCGUCGAGGCCCGCUGUGUCGACGCGCUCGUCAAGGCCUCCCUCGACAAGGCAGCCGACCGCAAUGCUGCAUCUUCUGUCCUCGUCGCCAGCGGCACUCCAGCACAGCUCAACACCGCCCUUUCCGACCUGCUCAAGGCCCAUUUCAACAUCUGCCUCUACUAUCCGCGCCUAGCGGAGGCCGAGGCCAAGCAGCAGCAGCCGGAAGCACCAAACGCACAACCGAGCGAGCCGACCAAGACAACAGAGGCGACAGCCAUCGUCGGCGAAGCCUUCCACUCGGAACUGCUCGAGAUGCUUCCGCCACUCAUCUCGGUGCUCACGACUCUUCCACUGCCCUCGCCGGUGCCGCUCAUGCCUCCUUUCACGCAUGCGAUUGCCGCACUGCUCAACUACCCGGUCACACACGUCAAGAGCCAGAUCACCAGCGCAAAGCCAAAGUCUGGUUCCAACAACAGCGGCGCAGCGAGCAAGGCUACUUUGACUUCUCCCGUCUCGCCCACGUCGAUUGCGGCGCUCGAAAGGGCGCCAAAGUACAUCUUGCGGCUCAUCAUCUUUGCCGAUCUCGUGCUGGCGCGCUACUUUGGCGCUGCGAGCACGGCGGUGGACGACGGGCGACGCGUUCCCGAAGACGUGGACGCCAAGAGUGUGCAGCAGAAAGCGAGCAGCGACGGGAUCGAGCUCGAGGACACGCUGGAGCCGCUGCUGCUCCUUCUGCGCAAGACGUCAUCCGAAGACGCCGACUUGCGCGCCACGCUGUGCUCCAUCCUGCUGCCCUCCGACCUGGAUCGAAGCGUAGUGCUAGACCGACGGUCGGACGUGUUGGGCCGGCUGGUGCGGCUCAUGUCCUCGGUGACGCUGCCGCGCUCCGCGCGGGCUGCAGGCGAGCUGCUGCUCUCGCUGUGCGACGGCGAUGCCAAGCGCAUGACCGAGGCGAUUGGCUACGGUCCGUGUGCGGGCUUCCUCAUGAACACGGGUCUGGCCUCGGCGCUGCCGUCGGGGGUUGCGGCGGGGACGGGCGCCAACGGUCGUGCCGUGGAUCCGAUCACGGGAGAGUACGAGCCUACGGAGGAGGAGCGUGCGCUGGACGAGAUCAACCGCAUGACGGAUGCCGAGAAGGAGGCCGAGGCCGAGCGGCUGUUUGUGCUGUUCGACCGGCUCAACAAGACGGGCGUGGUGCAGGUGCGACAUCCGAUGGCCGCCGCACACGAGUCGGGGCGGUUCGAGGAGAUCGAGGCCCAGACGGCCCAGCAGGAAGCGGAGCGGCAAGAGCAGGAAGACCAACAGACGGAGCGCGACGUCGAGCGCGAAAUGGCGGCGCACAAGCGGCGCAAGGAGGAGGCCAAGCUGCGCGCACAGAAGCUGGCCCAGCCCAAGCCGGCGCUCGUAGAUGCAGUUGCGGAACAGCAGUCAGUCAAGCCGGUGGAGCACGACGCGCGCUCGGAGACAGCGCCAUGA
Messenger RNA from Moesziomyces aphidis, 2343 nucleotides. NCBI's taxonomy places the organism in Eukaryota, Fungi, Basidiomycota, Ustilaginomycetes, Ustilaginales, Ustilaginaceae. The record is from the annotation of a GenBank genome assembly.